This is a messenger RNA of Camelina sativa (false flax), 909 nucleotides long. RefSeq lists its product as uncharacterized. Lineage: Eukaryota; Viridiplantae; Streptophyta; Magnoliopsida; Brassicales; Brassicaceae. The record is from RefSeq and is a predicted model, not a curated record.
CAGAGAGAACGUAACCGAAAUAGAAAACACAUUUCUCUGACUUUAUAACUUUCGCUUUUUUUUAAUCCUUAAGCGUGUGAAACGUUAAAAAAACCAAUAAUAAUAUCAUCCGUACGCUCUCUCUCUUUCACUCUCCCCAGUCUCCAUUUCAAUACAAACCUUUUCAGAUUCUCCAGAGAGAUUUACAUUUUCUUGGCGAUUCUCUCGUAAAAAUUCGAUUUUUUUUUUUUUUUUUUUGAAUGAUGAAUUGGUGAUAUACCACAAGACGAAGAAGAGAGGAUUGAAUUCGAUAGAUUCGUGUUCUUGAUUCUGAUUUGUGAUUCAAAAAUAUGGAUCAGUCGACUUCGAUUAGCCGGAAACAACCGAGUACUCUCCGUCGAAGUAUCUCAACGCCGUCGUUAUGUUGCGGAGGAUCUACAACGGCUGAGUGUUGCGGUGGUACGACAGCGAGUUUCGCGGCUUUAUGUCUUUGCGCUCCUUGCAGCGUCGUGAACCUCGUCGUCCUCGCUUUUUACAAGGUUCCUCGAGGGAUCUGCCGCCGCGCAAUCCGCCGAAUGCGACGGCGACCGUCAGCGAAAAAGGAGGUUUUAGAGAGUGGAGGAGAUUGCGAUCAGAAGAAGCUGUGUAAAGUAGGGAGUUCGCAUUUCGCUGUUCAUCCAUUAGAGAGCAAAGACGACGAGGACGACGGUUUAGUUGAUGAAAAAGAAGAUGAGGCUGUGAUUGCAUUGGAGAAGGAGAUGUGGAACAGAUUUCACAGUGGUGGUUUCUGGCGAAGCCUUUCACGAGCUGAAACGGCGUCGCCUCAUUAAGGGGCCCUCUGGGAGAGGUUUUUUACUAUUCUUGUAGAUUUGUUAUUAAUUGUAAAACCCAAAUGUGAUCAAUGUUGAUAGCAAUGAUUUGUCGUUUCAA